AUGGCGGCAACUGGACAGCUGCAGAACGUGUGGCACCUCCGGACUGUGGCGGAAGCAAGCUCGAAACCGUGCUACAUCUGCUACAAGCCCAGCGCAUCUGUGUUGACGACGCCUGAUAGCAAGGACUUCUUCUAUGUCUGCCGCUCGCAUCUUACAGACCGAGGCUUCGCAUCGCCGAUAGUUGACGAGAAAGCCGAGGCAGAGAAGCGGAAGAAGGAAGCUAUGGACAAGGAGAUCGAGAAGGUCAAGUUGGAGUACGAGGCGAAAGUCAAGGCUAAGAAGGCAAAGAAGAAGAAGGAUGACGACAAGGACAAGAAGGACGACGACAAAGAAGAUGUUGAGAAGGAGCGGGACGAUAAGGUGAGUACUGAUCCCAUGCGCAGGUGGUCGUUCGAGGGUCGUUUUGUGCAGCUUGUGGGAAAGGCACAUGCACUGCACCUGCCAAUUCCCGCACCCUGUGCACGAUCCGUGGCAACGACGCAGGCAUUGGACUUUCCUGUUCGCUUACUCGACACCUGGUCUGAUGCUCCUGCCCUGGCUGGUGCAAGCGCAGGAGUAGAGUCGACAUCGAUUUUCUUCCGCCAGUCACUAAAUGCUGACCAAGUCCAUCAUCAGAUCAAAGCGAUACAAUCCUCGCAAGGCUCAAAGGCGGAAGAUGGCCCACGAAUAUUUGCUCUGCACAGGAACUUCUACCAGAUGCGCAUUGACCGACUGCGCAACAUCGAGACGGCGAAACGUAAUGCACAGCGUGUCAGAGACCCGAAUUUCUUUCCUGCUGCACCGAAGGGCGAUUUGGGUAGCAGCUGA
Messenger RNA from Cyphellophora attinorum, 807 nucleotides. RefSeq lists its product as uncharacterized. The record is from RefSeq and is a predicted model, not a curated record. Gene Ontology annotation, cellular component: endosome. Gene Ontology annotation, biological process: vacuolar transport. Lineage: Eukaryota; Fungi; Ascomycota; Eurotiomycetes; Chaetothyriales; Cyphellophoraceae. Bases 1 to 807 code for a protein of 268 amino acids. The transcript has a single exon.